CUCUGUCUCUGCAGACCUGCCUCCUCCUCCUCCUCCUCCUCCUCCUCCUCCGGUAAAGUUAACGGACUCCGGUGAAAGCAGGAUUUCUGACCGGUUGUUGAAUCAACGACGACCUGAUUACCGGCGGACACCGACCGGACCGGCGACACAGAGAGGCACCAUGUCCACCCCCACACACCCAGAGGUAAAGGAGCUGAACCCUGUCGACUUCAUCCAGCUACAGCACUACAUCGAAUACUGCAGUGUGAAGGUGAAGGACGUCCUGAGGGAGUUUGAUUCAGAUGGCGAUCUGGCCCGGCACAGACAUGGAGAGUGCAUCAAUGAAGAAGGCUUCCGUCUCUUCCUGAAGACGUAUCUAGGGGUGGAGGACUUCCCCGUGGAUCUCUGCCAGAGACUCUUCCGCUCCUUCCAGAACUCUGAACCCGUCCAGGAAGACAAGGAGGUCUUUCUGAAGGAUGUCUCGUGUUACUUCUCUCUGCUGGAGGACGGACAGCCCAGGGACAAGCUGGAGUUUGCUUUCAAGCUCUAUGACAGGGACGGCAACGGAGUCCUCGACAGCUCUGAAGUGGAUCGGAUCAUCGCUCAGAUGAUGCACGCUGCAGAGUACCUGGGAUGGGACGUGUCAGAGCUGAGGCCGGUUCUGAAGGACAUGAUGACGGCCAUCGAUGCUGACAGCAGCGGUACGGUGUCUCUGGAGGAGUGGGUGGAGGGAGGCAUGAACAACGUUCCCCUGCUGGUGUUGUUGGGUCUGAAGAUGACCCAGAAGGACGGGCAGCACCUCUGGAGGAUGAAACACUUCAACAGGCCCGCUUACUGCAACGUGUGCCAGAGCAUGCUGCUGGGUCUGAGGAAACAGGGACUGUGCUGCACCUGCUGUAAGUACACCGUCCACGGCCGCUGUGCUAACAGGAACCCGGCGCCCUGCACCAGGACGUAUGUGAAGUCCAAGAAAGAAACGGGGCUUUCAGCGCACGACUGGGUGAGCGGGAACUGUGACUCCAGGAAGUGUGAAAAGUGCCAGAAGAAGAUCAAGAGCUUUCAAGGCUUAACGGGCAAACACUGUGUGUGGUGUCACACCAUGCGUCAUGAUGAGUGUGCAGACCAGGAGCCAACACAGUGUACCUGUGGACCCCUCAGAGACCACAUCCUGCCUCCCUGGGCCAUAUAUCCUGUUAUAAAGGAGAGACCGAACGGCUGCUCCGGCUCAACGGAUGACAGCGAGCUCUACACGACUCCUGAUGGACAAGUGCUUCAGAUCAGCCCCGUGCCAAACACCCAUCCUCUGCUAGUGUUCGUCAACCCUAAGAGUGGCGGCAAACAGGGAGAGAGAGUCCUGCAUAAAUUCCAGUAUUUACUGAAUCCACGGCAGGUAAACAACCUUUCGAAUGGCGGACCUGGACCAGGACUGAGCUUCUUCAGACAUCUGCAGGAUUACAGGAUCUUGGUGUGCGGAGGAGACGGCACCGUUGGCUGGAUUCUAGACGCCAUAGACAAAGCCGAUCCGUUGGUGCGGCCACCUGUCGCCGUGCUUCCUCUGGGCACAGGAAAUGACCUCGCACGAUGUCUGCGAUGGGGAGGAGGAUACGACGGCGAGGAUCUGAGUCGUAUUCUUAAAGACAUCGAGGGGAGCUCGGAGGUUCUGAUGGACCGCUGGAGUGUGCAGGUCAUCCCAGAUGAGAACCAGGAGAAGGGCGACCCGGUGCCCUACGAAAUCAUCAACAACUACUUCUCUAUUGGCGUUGACGCCUCCAUCGCCCACCGCUUCCACACCAUGAGGGAGAAACAUCCCCAGAAAUUUAACAGCAGGAUGAAGAACAAGCUGUGGUAUUUUGAAUUUGCCACUUCAGAAACCAUCUCUGCUUCCUGCAAGAAACUGAACGAAAGUCUAACAAUCGAGUGCUGCGGUACUCCGCUGGAUCUCAGUGGCCUCUCUCUAGAAGGCGUUGCUGUCCUAAACAUUCCCAGCAUGCACGGCGGCUCCAACCUGUGGGGUGAAACCAAAAAAGGGGACACCAAGGGACUGACGAGUCAGGAGGAGCCCGAGGUGAUCGUCGACCCAGAAAUCCUGAAAGUGACCUCCCAAGAUCUCAGUGACCGUCGACUGGAGGUGGUCGGCCUUGAAGGAGCCAUGGAGAUGGGACAGAUAUACACGGGUCUUAAGAGCGCCGUGAGGCUCGCCAAAACAUCCCAGAUCACCAUCAGGGUGAAGAAAGCCUUACCGAUGCAGAUAGACGGAGAGCCGUGGAUGCAGCCUCCCUGCACGAUCCACAUCACUCACAAGAACCAGGCCCGGAUGUUGAUGGCUCCUCAAGCAAAGUCAUCCGGCUUCUUCACCUACAAAUGAAACUGCUCAGAGCAGCGACGUGCUCUCGUUUACUGUAAAUAGAAGACUGGGACUUUUUUAAAGAUAUAAAAUCAGUCUGAAUGUGCACGUUGUAGAAUAAUAAAGUUACGAUAAGUGCAUCUGUGUAACACAUAACCCAGAGGUCAGGGGUCAGGGAUCAGGGGUCAGGGCUCAGAGCUCAGCAACCUUUACUAACUAAAGAGCCAAUUUAGGCAAAAAUAAAAAUAAAAAUCUGUCUGGAGCCGCAAAACGUGAUCAUUGUGAUGAAGGUAACACAGUUUAUAGUCUAAGUAUAUAGUAUAUAAG
Molecule: messenger RNA, 2650 nt
Organism: Sebastes umbrosus (honeycomb rockfish)
Lineage: Eukaryota; Metazoa; Chordata; Actinopteri; Perciformes; Sebastidae
Gene: dgkaa
Product: diacylglycerol kinase, alpha a
Exons: 24
Coding region: 161-2344 (727 amino acids)
Biological process (GO): diacylglycerol metabolic process; intracellular signal transduction; lipid phosphorylation
Cellular component (GO): plasma membrane
Molecular function (GO): calcium ion binding; ATP-dependent diacylglycerol kinase activity
Source: RefSeq, a predicted model, not a curated record